GCUCCAGGACCACCAAUAUUUAUUUUUCCUUCUGAUGGUGGUAUGUCUCCAGCACAAACACCUUCAACCAUGAUGCCUACAGAUGCUAAACCGCCUCCUCCACCUUCACUCCCACCUCCACCUCCAUCAAUAUUUAUUUUUCCCCCAGAAGCUGAGCCACAUAAACCAGUAUCAUUUCCUCCUGCAGUGCCACCGGCUUCACCUCCACAUUUCCCAGCUCCACCAAUAUUUAUAUUUCCAACAGAUUCUGAUUCUUCCCAUUCUGCACAUUCUCCUCCUGCCACACCUCAACCACUUCCUCCUUCCCCUGUUCCCUCACCACCAAUAUUCAUCUUUCCUACAUCAGAGUCUGAUGCAUCUUCACAGAGACCUGUGCACUUUCCUGCACUUGAUCCCCCAAAAUCAGCUGGGCAUCCAGGUGCACAGUCACCAAUUUUUAUAUUUCCAAAUGGUGAUAAUAAUGGUAAUGGUAAUAAUGUUUACACAGGGCCAAACAAUGAACAGUAUCCAGUAAUUCCUAUUGAAUAUUUAAAGGCGCCACAAUCCCAGAGAGCAUACAAAUCUUCUCAUCAACUCUUAACUAAAAGCAGAAACAUCAGGAGACAAUAAAAGCUAUGGUAUAAGGAUAUGAAAUGAAGCUGAAAAACACAAAAACAGAGGAUUAAACACAAACAUAACUGAAAAUUUAACUUCAAAGUCUACAUCUUACCUGAAGGGGGGACCUGAGUUGCCUCGAAAGCUUGCAUAUUGUAAUCGUUUUAGUUAGCCAAUAAAAGGUGUCAUUUUGCUUGACUUCUCAUUACAUCCAUAAUGGCUAACACGGUAU
Molecule: messenger RNA, 826 nt
Organism: Erpetoichthys calabaricus (reedfish)
Lineage: Eukaryota; Metazoa; Chordata; Cladistia; Polypteriformes; Polypteridae
Exons: 2
Coding region: 43-609 (188 amino acids)
Source: RefSeq, a predicted model, not a curated record